AUGCAAAAUGCCAUUAAGAAAGCAAGUAGUAUAUUCAAAGGUGAUGAACGGGUCACCACCUUCUUAUCAAAAUGUAUGAAUAACUAUGAAGAGGAGGAUGAGUUCCUAGUUGUGUGGGAAGCAAUGCUUAAUGAAUACAGUGCACAUGAAAAUCCUUGGUUGAGUAGUAUAUUUCGAUUAAAGGAGAAAUGGGCAAAACCAUAUGUCAAGUGGGCAUGGUCUGCUGGAAUGCAUACCACCCAAUUAAGUGAGAGUUUCAAUGCUAGCCUAAAACCAUAUGUUAAGUCAGACUAUGAUGUGGUUCAGUUUUUCAAGCACUUUGACAGAUUGCUCAAUGAUAAGCGGUAUAAAGAGUUAGAGGCAAAGUAUGCUUUGUGCUACAAGUUACCUGUUAUUGGGAUAUUUUCUUCAAUGGUGAUCAAGGCUGGAAAUAUUUACACUAAAGCUCUGUUUGAAGAAUUCCAUAUUCAGUAUGAGAAGGCUCUUGAUUACAACUUAGUUGGAUGUAUUCAAGAUGGUGAUGACAUUUUGUAUAAAGUUGCCUUUAAUGUUCAUCCAAAGGAGAGAUGUGUUAGGGUGAAGAAAGACCAGUCCGUGUCAUGUAGUUGCAAGUUAUUUGAGAUUGAAGGUAUUUUGUGCCGCCAUGCAAUAAAAAUCCUUACUAACUACAUGAAUGUCAAAGAAAUUCAUGAUCAGUAUAUUCUAAAAACAUGGACAAGAAAAGCAAGAUCUGAAAGAGUGAAAGACAUGUAUGACCAAGACAUCCAUGUAGAUACCAACCUACAACAAACAUCUUGGUACAAGUCUCUAAGUUCCAUAUCCACCAAGAUUUCAUCUCGGGCCGCUGAGAGAGAAGAGACAUAUAAGUUUGUUGUUCAUCAUUUGGGGGAACUAAGCAAAGCUAUUGAAGACAUGUUAUGUUCAAAAAUGGAUACAUUACAUCUUGGUAAGGAUGAUCAGAUUACAGAAUCGUGUACUGUGAUUAAGGGUAUUAAUAUAGCCAAAAGUAACUCGGAUAAGGAAAAAGUUGUUCAAGCCAAGGGAUUCAAGAAAAGGGAGAGUGCUCGAGGAAGAAAAAGAAGAAUUAUAGGUGAUUUUGAAAAAAGUUUGGCCAAGAAUCGAAAAGGGAGUACUCUUGAGCGAGAAAAGUCAUCUAGUAAUGAUUCAACCAAGGUCCCAUCUCUAAUGCUCCUUGAUUUUAGUAGUGACGUCAAAAUAUAA
Messenger RNA from Rosa rugosa (rugosa rose), 1221 nucleotides. RefSeq names its product protein FAR1-RELATED SEQUENCE 5-like. Gene Ontology annotation, biological process: regulation of DNA-templated transcription. Lineage: Eukaryota; Viridiplantae; Streptophyta; Magnoliopsida; Rosales; Rosaceae. The transcript is spliced from 2 exons. The coding region runs from base 1 to 1221 and encodes 406 amino acids. Gene Ontology annotation, molecular function: zinc ion binding. The record is from RefSeq and is a predicted model, not a curated record.